AUGCCAGAAAAAAUACGACAUAUUGAAACAGAUUCAUUUUAUGCCUUAAAAGUGUUGUCCAAAGUUGAAAUUGUUAAAAGUCGUCAAGUUGAUAAUGCUAUCAAUGAAAAGCGUAUAUUAAGUGCAUGCAAUUUUCCCUUUGUUAUACGCUUAUUUUAUAGUUUUAAAGAUAAUAGUUAUUUAUACAUGGUUAUGGAAUUUGUUAUUGGCGGUGAAAUGUUUACACUUUUACGUAAUAUGAGACGUUUUCCAGAAAAUAUGGUAAAAUUUUAUGGAGCACAAGUUGUUCUAGCCUUUGAAUACUUACAUCACUUAACAAUUGCUUAUCGUGAUUUAAAACCAGAGAAUUUAUUGAUUACUGCUGAUGGUUUUCUGAAAGUCGCCGAUUUAGGCUUCGCCAAAUUAAUCCCAAAAGACAAACGGACAUGGACAUUAUGCGGUACACCUGAUUAUAUGGCACCUGAGAUUAUAAUGAGUAAAGGUUAUCAUUGUGCUGUAGACUGGUGGGCAUUCGGCGUUUUAUUAUAUGAAAUGACAACUGGUUUCCCUCCAUUUAUGCAUCAAGAUCAAAUGAAAACAUUUGAACAUAUUAUAUCUGGAAAAGUUAAAUUUACCAACAACUUUUCACCAGUAUUAAAAGAUCUAGUACGUAAUCUUAUCCAGGUGGAUUUAAGUCGACGGUUUGGUAAUUUAAAAAAUGGUAUCAACGAUAUUAAACGUCAUGCCUAUUUCUCUGAUUUAGACUGGUUACAACUGUAUCAAAUGAAAAUACGUCCACCGUAUAAACCGAAAUGUAAAGGCCCAUGUGAUACAAGUUGUUUCGAAAAAUGGGAUGAAGAAAAUUUUAAAGUUUCCGAUAAAGAGAAAUUCAAGUAUGAAUUUGAAGAUUUUUAA
Messenger RNA from Trichobilharzia regenti, 894 nucleotides. The record is from the annotation of a GenBank genome assembly. Lineage: Eukaryota; Metazoa; Platyhelminthes; Trematoda; Strigeidida; Schistosomatidae.